Rasamsonia emersonii CBS 393.64 is the source of this 1236-nucleotide messenger RNA. RefSeq names its product endo-beta-1,4-glucanase. The coding region runs from base 1 to 1236 and encodes 411 amino acids. The record is from RefSeq and is a predicted model, not a curated record. Gene Ontology annotation, molecular function: hydrolase activity, hydrolyzing O-glycosyl compounds. The transcript has a single exon. Lineage: Eukaryota; Fungi; Ascomycota; Eurotiomycetes; Eurotiales; Trichocomaceae.
AUGAUGCAUUUCUUUAAUCUGUUCUUAGGACUGGCCCUGCCAGCCCUGGCCCAACUGCACACCUCGUCCCGAUGGAUUCUCGACUCCAACAACCAGCGCGUCAAGCUCCGCUGCGUCAACUGGGCCGGCCACAUGGAGGUCAACAUCCCCGAGGGGCUGCACCACCAGUCCAUCGACACGAUCAGCAGCUGGAUCGCCAGCAACGGGUUCAACUGCGUGCGCCUGACGUACUCGAUCGACAUGGCGCUGAACCCGUCUGUCAAGGUGGCCGACUCGUUCGUCGCGGCGGCCGGUGCGGCAGGCGUGAAUGAGUCGGCCAUGACGACGCUCUACCACCAGGCUCUGGCAAAGAACCCGUUCCUGGCGGACGCGACGAGACUGGACGUCUUCGCCUCGGUCAUCGACACCCUCCACAGCAAGGGCGUGAGCACGAUCCUCGAUAACCACGUUUCGCACGCGAGCUGGUGCUGCAACCUCACCGACGGCAACGGCUGGUGGGACACCGCGCAGGGGUACAACGACUGGAACAGCCGGUACUUCAACACGACGCUCUGGCUCGACGGGCUGCAGGCCAUGGCCACCUUUGCCAGGUCGCACGCGGGGGUGGUUGGCAUGUCGAUCCGGAACGAGCUGCGCGCGUUCCCGCUGUUGCAGGACCUGAACAACCACGACGACUGGUACGAAUACGUGGUGCAGGGCGCCGAGACGGUGCACGCCGCGAAUCCGGACGUGCUGGUCAUCAUCGGCGGUGUGAGUUCGGCAACGGACCUGUCGUACAUCGCGGACCGGCCGCUGGACGUGUCGGCGUGGGCCGGCAAGCACGUGUGGGAGUUCCACGCGUACUCGUUCACGGUCACGUAUCCGAACCCGACGGGGUCGUGCGAGGUGGCAUCGGCGCUGUACGGGCACUUUAUCGGGUAUCUGCUGACGCAGAACGAGACGUACACAGCGCCGGUGCUGCUGUCCGAGUUCGGGGUCGGGAUGACAGGCGGGCCGGCGAACAACUGGGGCUUGUCGGACGGCGACCACGCGUACCUGCAGUGUCUGGUGCAGUACAUGGAGUCCAACGACGCCGAGUGGGCGGUGUGGGCGGUGCAGGGCAGCUACUACGUGCGGGAUUCCAUCGUGGACUACGACGAGGACUACGGGCUGCUGACGCACGACUGGAGCGAGUGGCGGAAUCCGGCGUUUCCGGGGAUGUUGGGCAAGAUGUGGAAUGUGACGCAGGGGCCGUAA